GAAUGCAGGGUCCGGGGAGACCAGAUAUAGUGAAUGCAGGGUCCGGGGAGACCAGAUAUAGUGAAUGCAGGGUCCGGGGAGACCGGAUAUAGUGAAUGCAGGGUCCGGGGAGACCAGAUAUAGUGAAUGCAGGGUCCAGGGAGACCAGAUAUAGUGAAUGCAGGGUCCGGGGAGACCAGAUAUAGUGAAUGCAGGGUCCAGGGAGAGCGGAUAUAGUGAAUGCAGGGUCCAGGAGAGACCGGAUAUAGUGAAUGCAGGGUCCUGGGAGACCGGAUAUAGUGAAUGCAGGGGUCCGGGGAGACCGGAUAUAGUGAAUGCAGGGUCCUGGGAGAGCGGAUAUAGUGAAUGCAGGGUCCUGGGAGACCGGAUAUAGUGAAUGCAGGGUCCUGGGAGACCGGAUAUAGUGAAUGCAGGGUCCUGGGAGAGCGGAUAUAGUGAAUGCAGGGUCCUGGGAGACCGGAUAUAGUGCAUGCAGGGUCCUGGGAGACCGGAUAUAGUGAAUGCA
Messenger RNA from Staurois parvus, 505 nucleotides. Lineage: Eukaryota; Metazoa; Chordata; Amphibia; Anura; Ranidae. The record is from the annotation of a GenBank genome assembly.